Aspergillus campestris IBT 28561 is the source of this 1811-nucleotide messenger RNA. Its product is annotated as tubulin beta chain. Lineage: Eukaryota; Fungi; Ascomycota; Eurotiomycetes; Eurotiales; Aspergillaceae. The record is from RefSeq and is a predicted model, not a curated record. Gene Ontology annotation, molecular function: GTP binding; GTPase activity; structural constituent of cytoskeleton. The transcript has 9 exons. Gene Ontology annotation, biological process: microtubule cytoskeleton organization; mitotic cell cycle. Bases 242 to 1585 code for a protein of 447 amino acids. Gene Ontology annotation, cellular component: cytoplasm; microtubule.
CACCGCUCAAAGUCUCCUCAGGCUCCUCUUUCCCCCCCCCCCAACAAACUUGAACUCACUAGUUCCGUCUCCUUCCUCUUUCUCUCUCUCUCUCUUCCUCUCCUUUCUUUCCCAUCUCCCUCCCCUCACAUCGACAUUCCUCGUCCCACUUCUCUCUUCAUUACUCCCCCUUCUUCUUCUUUUUCUUUCCUCUUCCUUCCACAUAAUUUUAUUCGAUUAAUACCCCUUCCACUUCGCCAAAAUGCGUGAGAUUGUUCACCUGCAAACCGGCCAGUGUGGUAACCAAAUUGGUGCCGCUUUCUGGCAAACCAUCUCCGGCGAGCACGGCCUUGAUGGCUCCGGUGUGUACAAUGGCACCUCCGACCUCCAGCUGGAGCGCAUGAACGUCUACUUCAACGAGGCUAGCGGCAACAAGUAUGUUCCCCGUGCCGUCCUCGUCGAUUUGGAGCCCGGUACCAUGGACGCCGUCCGUGCCGGUCCUUUCGGCCAGCUGUUCCGCCCCGACAACUUCGUCUUCGGCCAGUCCGGUGCUGGUAACAACUGGGCCAAGGGUCAUUACACCGAGGGUGCCGAGCUGGUCGACAAUGUCAUCGACGUCGUCCGUCGUGAGGCCGAGGCCUGUGACUGCCUCCAGGGUUUCCAGAUCACCCACUCCCUGGGUGGUGGUACCGGUGCCGGUAUGGGUACGCUCCUGAUCUCCAAGAUCCGUGAGGAGUUCCCCGACCGCAUGAUGGCCACCUUCUCCGUCGUGCCCUCCCCCAAGGUCUCCGACACCGUUGUUGAGCCUUACAACGCCACCCUGUCCGUCCACCAGCUGGUCGAGCACUCCGACGAGACCUUCUGUAUCGACAACGAGGCUCUGUACGACAUCUGCAUGCGUACCCUGAAGCUCUCCAACCCCUCGUACGGUGACCUGAACCACCUGGUCUCCGCCGUCAUGUCCGGUGUCACCACCUGUCUCCGUUUCCCCGGCCAGCUCAACUCCGAUCUCCGCAAGCUGGCUGUCAACAUGGUUCCCUUCCCUCGUCUGCAUUUCUUCAUGGUCGGCUUCGCGCCUCUGACCAGCCGUGGCGCCCACUCUUUCCGUGCCGUCUCCGUCCCCGAGUUGACCCAGCAGAUGUUCGACCCCAAGAACAUGAUGGCUGCUUCUGACUUCCGCAACGGCCGCUACCUGACCUGCUCCGCCAUCUUCCGCGGUAAGGUCUCCAUGAAGGAGGUCGAGGACCAGAUGCGCAACAUCCAGAGCAAGAACCAGACCUACUUCGUCGAGUGGAUCCCCAACAACAUCCAGACCGCCCUGUGCUCCAUUCCCCCCCGCGGCCUCAAGAUGUCCUCCACCUUCAUCGGCAACUCCACCUCCAUCCAGGAGCUCUUCAAGCGUGUCGGUGACCAGUUCUCUGCGAUGUUCCGUCGCAAGGCUUUCUUGCAUUGGUACACUGGUGAGGGUAUGGACGAGAUGGAGUUCACUGAGGCUGAGAGCAACAUGAACGAUCUGGUUUCCGAGUACCAGCAGUACCAGGAUGCCUCCAUCUCCGAGGGUGAGGAGGACUACGGCGAGGAGGAGCCCCUUGAGGUUGAGGAAUAAAUCCGCCCCGACCGAUCGUGACGCAAAUUGAGAUCUGCUCGCAGUAAUACCCUUGAUAAGCCCUCGUUCUCUAUGAGUCUGGCUGGGCCAUCCGGUCGGCGUCAUGGACUUGUUUUAUCGGAGCGCUCUUAAUUUCUUUCCUGUUUUUACUUUCUUAGGCCGAACGGAGCCUGAAACUUGACCAGUAGCACAUAGUUUAAAAGCAAUCAGAGACUAGUCUCUUGUA